Acanthamoeba castellanii str. Neff is the source of this 1338-nucleotide messenger RNA. Its product is annotated as superoxide dismutase [cu-zn], putative. NCBI's taxonomy places the organism in Eukaryota, Discosea, Longamoebia, Acanthamoebidae. Gene Ontology annotation, molecular function: superoxide dismutase activity; copper ion binding. The coding region runs from base 1 to 1338 and encodes 445 amino acids. The record is from RefSeq and is a predicted model, not a curated record. The transcript has 13 exons. Gene Ontology annotation, biological process: removal of superoxide radicals.
AUGAGUUCAGCAGCUGCACUGCUAACGAUUAGCGUGGCGCUCCUCGCGCUCUUGACUUUCUCGAAUGCUCAGCCAUUCCGCGCGCAGUGCGUGUUCACCCCCACGACCGACUACGGCAAGGCGCUCAACAUUCGCGGCCACCUCUCCUUCUACGCCGCCACCCUGGGCGACAUCACCGGCAACCUCGGCACCGCCGAGUAUGCCAUCAGCAUCAACGACUUCGGCGACAUGACGAACAUGAAGACGGGCGAGUCGGCCGGUUCCCGUUUCAUUGGCGCUGGCAGCAGCUCCCACGGCUGUCCGCCCAGCCCGGAGCGCCGUGCUGGCGACCUGGGCAACUGGCCUGCGAAGGACGGCGUAAUCGAUGCCUCCCAGAACGUCAGCUUGGUCGAGCUGGUCGACGAACAAUACUCGAUUGUGGGCCUGUCCGCGGUGCUGUACGCCAAGCCCGACAACUGCAGCGACCCAACAAUCCCCGACAGCAACCGACUCGCCGUGUGCGUGAUCGGCAUCGCCAACUCCGAUAACAACCCCUCGCUCAACGCUAAUCCGAGCCUCGCGAGCGCGGUGGCCGUGCUGCAGCCCACCACGAACUGCGACGCCAGCUGCUCCGGCACCGUCUGGAUCUUGGCCACUUCCCAGGUCAAGUCCUCGCCCCUCCCUCCGGCGCUUCGCCUCUGCUGCGAGUCUCACAUUCUUAACUCCGAUCUGGGCGUGCAAGUCGUGGCCAGCGUGGCCGGUCUGAAGGCCGGCGCCAAGCACGGGUUCCACAUUCACCAGUAUGGAGAUCUUUCGCUCAAUGACGGCACCAGCGCUGGCGCGCACUGGAACCCGAACGGCCGCAACCACGAGCUGCCCGGAACCAACCCCCGCCACGUCGGCGAUCUGGGUAACAUCCAAUCGUUCGAUGCCCAUACCGGGCUCGGGUGGUACAACUUCACCGACGCCAACAUCCCCAACGUCUACUCCCUCCUCGGCCGCUCCGUGGUUGUCCACGCCGACGUCGAUCACGGCUCUGGCGCCGGCUGCGAUCAAGCUGGAACGGCGGGCAAGCGGCUGCUGAUCGGCGUCAUCGGUGUGGCCAACACGGCCACCCUGCCGCCGGCGCAAGUGCCCAUCACCGUCGACAACAAAUACGAGAACCUCCCCUGCGUCACCUCCCCCUCGCCUGCCCCCAAGCCCCCGACCGAGGACAACAGCGGACUGAAGACCGGUCUGGCGAUCGGGUGGGUGCUGGUGGGCGUGCUGGCGCUGGUCGUCAUCCCCGGCAUGAUCGCCUACUACUGGCUCAAAAUCCGGCCCGGUGCCGGCGGCGGCGAGUUCUACCGCAGCGUCUAG